Messenger RNA from Drosophila guanche, 599 nucleotides. RefSeq names its product probable splicing factor, arginine/serine-rich 6. The coding region runs from base 141 to 599 and encodes 152 amino acids. Lineage: Eukaryota; Metazoa; Arthropoda; Insecta; Diptera; Drosophilidae. The record is from RefSeq and is a predicted model, not a curated record. The transcript is spliced from 3 exons.
GAAUGGCAAAGUAGGCAGAGUUUUUUUCGACAGCCUUUUUUUGUUGUACAAAUUUCAUUUCACGCUCAAUAAACGGACUACGGGAAGCGAGAAUACUUUAAAUAUACUCUUGGUCUCCCAGAAAAGUGAAAUACCAUAAUAUGGAUUCCCGUUACGGGAGAGGCUUCUCAGGAGGAGGCAGUGGCAAUGACAAUGUCGGUGGAGGCGUUGACCACCGUGAGAGUCAAUACAGACGCUACAGUCGAUCCCGCUCACGUUCACGUGACAGGAACCGAGACUACAAACGUCACAAUUCGCGUUCGCGCAGCCGCGAGCGUUCCUCCCAUUACAAUAGGCAUGCCGGGGGCAGUGGCAGUGGCAGUGGCAGCCAAGACAAGGAUCUCUAUCGCGACCUGAUCGACGACGACUACCAGGGGGAGCGGAGCUACAACUCGCGCAAUCGCAACGAGGACAACUAUGACCGUCGCGAGCUGUUGAUGCUGUUGUUAGCGCUGGUGGCCACCUUCUUGAUACUCGCCGUCAGCGCCCUUGCUCCCUUGAGGCUGAUGCUAGCGCCCUUACUCGCGUUGUUCACUCUGGACCUAACACAACUUGCGUAA